Molecule: messenger RNA, 3191 nt
Organism: Periophthalmus magnuspinnatus
Lineage: Eukaryota; Metazoa; Chordata; Actinopteri; Gobiiformes; Gobiidae
Product: transducin-like enhancer protein 4
Exons: 20
Coding region: 364-2676 (770 amino acids)
Biological process (GO): regulation of DNA-templated transcription; negative regulation of canonical Wnt signaling pathway
Cellular component (GO): nucleus; transcription regulator complex
Molecular function (GO): transcription corepressor activity; protein binding
Source: RefSeq, a predicted model, not a curated record
CGUAAUCGUCGUGGAUGUGUAAUUGCGUUCGCUCGACUGGUUGCUUCUAAAUUUGGCGUAGCAGGGGCUGGACGCUCCAGUGUGCGAGGUGCUCUGCUGCUGCUGCUGGGAUGUGCAGGAAAAUGAGCAGAGUCACCUAUGCAUAAGGACGGAACUCACUGGAAAGGAUCGAGAACAAGGCUGAUGUGACAGGGGACACUCUUUUACAUGGCAUUUGCUGAAGAUUAUCGAGGAAAAAUGAACUAACUCGCACUUCUAUGAAGAAUGGAGUUUGAGGAUGUUUUUCCAAAUGGCCACUGACUGACCCGCCGUCGCGUCUGGUGCUUUUGUUUCCACACAGAGGAACUUUGAUAUUGCUUUUUAAUGAUUCGAGAUCUGAGUAAGAUGUACCCCCCUGCGCGGCAUCCGGUCCCGCACCAGCCGGGUCAGCCGUUCAAAUUCACUGUCACAGAGUCGUGUGACCGCAUCAAGGAGGAGUUUCAGUUUCUGCAAGCCCAGUACCACAGUCUCAAGCUGGAGUGUGAGAAGCUGGCCAGUGAGAAAACGGAGAUGCAAAGACACUAUGUCAUGUACUACGAAAUGUCGUACGGGCUCAACAUAGAGAUGCACAAGCAGGCAGAGAUUGUCAAACGUCUGAAUGCAAUCUGCGCCCAAGUCAUCCCCUUCCUCUCUCAGGAGCAUCAGCAGCAGGUGGUGCAGGCAGUGGAGAGAGCCAAGCAGGUCACCAUGGCUGAACUCAACGCCAUCAUCGGACAGCAGCAGCUCCAGGCACAGCACCUCUCCCACGGUCAUGCCAUCCCCGUUCCCCUGACACCCCACCCGGCCGGCCUGCAGCCCCCUUUACCCCCCGGGGCCAGCGCUGCCAGCCUGCUCGCCCUGUCCUCCGCCCUCAGCCACCAGCUGCCACUCAAAGACGAAAGGAAGCACCACGAUAACAGCUCUGAGCACCAGAGAGAUCGAGAUUCUGUGAAGAGCUCUUCCGUGUCACCAUCAGCCAGUUUUCGGACUGGAGAGAAGCACCGGAGUUCUGCUGACUACAGCUCAGACUCCAAGAAACAAAAGACAGAAGACAAGGAGUCCACACGAUAUGAAAGUGAUGGAGAAAAAAGUGAUGAAAACCUUGUAGUAGAUGUCUCCAAUGAGGAACCAGGCUCUCCAAGAGGAAGUCCAGCCCACUCUCCUCGGGAAAAUGGGAUUGACAAGAGCCGUCUUUUGAAAAAGGAUGCCCCUCUCAGUCCUUCCUCUAUUGCUUCGUCAAGCAGCACACCUUCAUCCAAAUCCAAAGAAAUCACUUUGAAUGAAAAGUCCACAACACCAGUGUCUAAGUCCAGUAGUCCAGUAUCUCGCACAGAUGCCCCGACCCCGAGCAGCACCUCCACUCCCGGUCUGAGAACAGCAGCUGGCAAACCUACAGGCAUCGAAACUCUCGCCCCUGGCCUGCGGACCCCCCUGGCAGUGCCCUGCUCUUAUCCUGGCCCAUUCGGGAUGGUUCCUCACCCGGGCAUGAACGGAGAACUGAGCGGAGCGGGAGCGGCCUACCCCGGCCUGCACAACAUCUCUCCUCAGAUGAGCGCGGUGGCGGCUGCAGCUGUAGCUGCCUAUGGACGCACUCAAGUGGUGGGAUUCGACCCUCAUCAUCACAUACGAGUUCCAGGCCUUCCUCCAAACCUGUCAGGCAUCCCUGGAGGAAAACCGGCCUACUCCUUCCACGUGAGCGCCGAUGGACAGAUGCAGCCUGUUCCUUUCCCUCCGGACGCUCUGAUUGGUCCCGGAAUCCCGCGUCACGCUCGACAGAUAAAUACCCUCAGCCACGGAGAGGUGGUGUGCGCUGUCACCAUCAGUAACCCCACCCGUCAUGUCUACACUGGGGGGAAGGGCUGCGUCAAGGUGUGGGACAUCAGUCAUCCAGGAAACAAAACCCCAGUGUCUCAACUCGACUGCCUUAACAGGGAUAACUACAUCCGCUCCUGUCGCCUCCUCCCUGAUGGACGGACUCUGAUUGUGGGGGGCGAGGCCAGUACUUUGUCCAUCUGGGAUCUGGCUGCUCCCACUCCGCGCAUCAAGGCAGAGCUGACCUCGUCUGCACCUGCCUGCUACGCUCUGGCCAUCAGCCCAGACUCCAAGGUCUGUUUCUCCUGCUGCUCCGACGGGAACAUCGCAGUGUGGGAUCUGCACAACCAGACACUGGUCAGGCAGUUUCAAGGUCACACUGACGGGGCCAGUUGUAUAGACAUCUCUAAUGAUGGCACUAAGCUGUGGACCGGCGGUCUGGACAACACUGUACGCUCCUGGGACCUGAGAGAAGGUCGACAACUCCAGCAGCACGACUUCACCUCACAGAUCUUUUCCCUGGGCUACUGUCCGACUGGAGAGUGGCUGGCUGUGGGGAUGGAGAACAGUAAUGUGGAGGUUCUACACGUGACCAAACCCGACAAGUACCAGCUCCACCUGCACGAGAGCUGCGUGCUGUCUCUGCGAUUCGCUCACUGCGGAAAAUGGUUCGUGAGCACCGGAAAGGACAAUCUUCUCAACGCCUGGAGAACACCUUAUGGGGCCAGCAUUUUUCAGUCAAAGGAGUCUUCAUCAGUGCUGAGCUGCGACAUCUCCAUAGACGAUAAGUACAUUGUGACAGGAUCCGGAGAUAAGAAAGCCACUGUCUACGAGGUCAUUUAUUAGGAGCCAAUGUAUGACACGUCCUCCCCCGCCCCCUGUACAGUUUACAAUGUGUUUCAGUGGACGUGAACGCGCUGGGACAAAGUGGACCUUCACGUGUAAACUCCUGUUGUAUGAUGGACUAAAACCGGAAAGCAGAUCUAAGCACAGACUUCUUCUUUUCCAUUCUUUACUUUGAGUGUUUGUAAUGAUGACUGAAUGUUCAAAUGCACUGAGAAGAGGAUACUUAUCUCAUAGCACUACCCAGUAUUUCUUCAGUUUUAUUCUAAGGCAAAGCUACAUUUUGUACAAUGUUUAAUAAGUUGUGCUUUAUUUUUUAAGUGUGUCAUAUUGCCUUUGUAUGUUGUACCUCACACCGAGAUUGUCUUAUCUGUUUACACUUAAGGUUUUUGAUUAUUCGUUUGAUCGCUUCUUGGGCAGGUCGGGUUAAUAUUACAAAAUGACAGCUACAUAUUGGAUCAACUGCCUCUAUAGAGUAAAAUGCACUUGCUCUUACUACAGUAGCUUAGGUUUUUACC